AUGAAGGGCACUGAUCUUCUUCAUGGUGAGCAUAAAGAUGACCUGUUUGUGUUUGAAGCCACCAAACAACAUGAAGACAUCUACACCUGUGUGUGUACCUGGACACACUAUCAGCACACCUACAACACGUCAGGCUCCAGGAAGCUCAUUCACUCAGAAAUGGGUUUUUAUCGUAAAAUAGAAAUCCUCUCUCCGACCACCAGUGUGCAGCUGGCUGAUGAAGGUGUUGGCAUCAAGCUGAACUGCUCUGUUUUAUGUGGAACGAACGUAAAAAGGGACUGUGCAGCCAGGUGGGACAUUAAAGGACAGCCAGUCCAACUCAUGGAUGGAUACAGUCAAACCAGCACAGUAGUAAUUGAGAAAGAUUCACAGAACUCCAUCUCCACAGCCAUCUUGACUAUUGAAAGAGUAUCUGCCAAAGAUUUCCAGCAGGAGUUUCAGUGUGUCGGUGUGGAGCUUUACACGAGUCACUUUGUUACUUUGACUCUAAGGCAGAGAGAUGUAAAAUUGUACGAUGCCUACGUGGUGUACCAGACCCAGGAGCUGGACAGAGACACUGAGGACAGAAUCUGUCGUUUCGUCUCAUCAGCGUUGCCCUCAGUGCUCGAAGACAAGUGUGGAUAUCGACUCUUCAUCCAAGGCAGAGACGACAUUCCAGGACAAGAUCGUCUGGAGCUGGUGGAGAGGUGCCUGAGGCAGAGCCGGAGGCUGAUAGUCGUCCUCACCCCGGGAUCAAACCCAGAGUCUGAGACCACCGACAGAUGUCCUGUUUCAAACCACAGCUCAGUCACAGGAGGCUUUGAUUGGCAGGUUGGACUGCACCAGGCCCUGGUUCAGAGGGAGCUGAGUGUCAUUCUGAUCCAGCUGGGGGACACUGGGCCUCAGGGGUACACACACCUCCUCCCUGGGCUGCAGCAUCUGAUUCGUAAGAGCGCCCCCAUCAGGUGGCCAGAGGGCACACGGGCAGCUGCCGCCUGGAACUCCCACUUCUGGAAGAGAGUACGAUUCCUGAUGCCUGCCACACCUACCAAGAGAUGUGAGCUCUCUGCUCUUCUAUAAAGUCACCAGUAUGUGAAAUUAUAUAAAAACCUGGAGAUGUUUUUAACCAAACCUGUUGGAAUGCUCUUUACACUCAUCUCUCUGACAUCUUAUGUUUAUUAGCUGCACGAGAAACUUCAUGAUUAUCUCAAUAAGGAAGAAACAGAAGAAUUUUUCAUGUAAGAUUUGGUGCUCAGAGAUGGUUUUUUCUUAAGCAAUGUUUAUCUUUUGUCUGUUUAUCAGAUUAAUUUACUUAUAACGACUGAAAUUUAGUGUAUUUAUACAUAAGGACUGUUAUAAGUUAUAUAAAAUAAAAUACA
Austrofundulus limnaeus is the source of this 1358-nucleotide messenger RNA. RefSeq names its product interleukin 1 receptor-like 1 (gene il1rl1). Gene Ontology annotation, biological process: signal transduction. The record is from RefSeq and is a predicted model, not a curated record. NCBI's taxonomy places the organism in Eukaryota, Metazoa, Chordata, Actinopteri, Cyprinodontiformes, Rivulidae.